Metopolophium dirhodum (rose-grain aphid) is the source of this 375-nucleotide messenger RNA. RefSeq lists its product as uncharacterized. The coding region runs from base 1 to 375 and encodes 124 amino acids. The transcript is spliced from 3 exons. The record is from RefSeq and is a predicted model, not a curated record. NCBI's taxonomy places the organism in Eukaryota, Metazoa, Arthropoda, Insecta, Hemiptera, Aphididae.
AUGAAAGUUGGCAACGGAGAGUUAACACGAAGUGAUAGAAAAAGAGCGAUUCCGUCCCCGACUAACGAACAAGUUGAUAAGGUAAAUAACUUGAUACUUUCAAAGAUUGAUGCGCUAACGCAAAUAUACUACUCAGUUGAUACUGUUCCUGAUUUGGAAGAAGCUCUUCAUUUUCCUACAGAAUUUUUUAAUUCUUUGAACCCGUCUGGACUCCCUCCUUACAAAAUGGUGUUGAAAAUAUCUCUUGCAAUGACCAUUAAUAAAUCACAGCGUCAAACUUUCAACGUUGCAGGCUUAAAUUUGAGCGUUGAGUGUUUUUCACAUGGCCGAUUAUUUGUCGCUCUUUCAAGAGUAACCUCUAAAGAAAGCAUGUGA